GUUUUUUUGAGCCCUGGUGUGCUUAUUCCUUCCUUGUGGCAGCACAAAGCAGGACACAGCGGGCAUUCUUUAGCUUCUGUCUGUCAUCCAGUUUGCAACAUGCAUCGCUUGGGCUGUUAUAAAAGUCCCUUGUUAAGUAAUUGUAUUUCUCUUGCAUAAGUGUUUGCUUUCAGGAAGCUGCAGCCAAUCGGAGGCUGCAACUCAGAACUCAUUCCUAACCACCGUGAUUUCCGAAAAUAAUGCUCCGGUGCUGAUCUGCUGGAAGUUCUGUAAAAGCUCUGUAGGUUGGCUCAAGCACAGGAGACCUCAGUGCCCGUGGUGGCUGAACUACGGCAGUAAAGUGCUGCCACAGCGCUGCGCUGAGCGGAUCGUCGGUAAAAUGGACUCCAUGCCCAAGCUCAAGAUUUUUGUGAUGUUGCUGUCUCUGGCUACUUUCACAGCCAUGGUGAUACUGAAUGCUGGAAAUGCCACUGGUCUUUUCAAAGGUCUGUUCCGGACAACCCCUGGCAACAUCUCAGAGAAGUACAGCACCGACUUCACACCAGCUGGCUGGACUUUCCUCAUCUGGAAUGUCAUCUAUGCCUGGCAACUGGCGUGGCUCCUGUAUGCGCUGUCAGGGAUCUGCCGCAGAAAUGAACUUGGAUGUGUCUUCAUGAAACCAGAUUUGCUGCCAGUACCUUUUUACAUGGCAUGGAUUCUGAAUAACGGCCUCAAUGUUGGAUGGCUGUUUCUGUGGGACAGAGAAUACCUCCUCCCAGCCCUGCUGUUGUUGGCAGCCCUCACUUUUACCACGGGGGCUGCUCUCUUCAUUUCACACAGAGCCUUGAGAAUCCAUUCCACGUGGUUCGUGAAGGGCCACCAAGCUGACCUCUGGCUCAUCCGAAUCCUAGUGCAGAACGGGCUGGCACUGUAUGCCACAUGGACCACCAUCGCCACUCUGCUGAACUUUGCCGUUGUGUUGAUCUACAAGUGGGAUGUGUCCAAUGAGACAGCAACCACUGCAUCUCUGAGCAUCCUUACCCUCAUGCUUGUCAUGUGGUUUUGUCAGGAAAACUUCUUUCUUGAUAAGUACGUCCGUUAUAACCUCACUGUCUACCCAGUGGUUAUAAUAGCUCUGACUGGCAGCAUGUGCAAGGACUUCUCCAUUUCCUCCCCAACCACCAACGGUGUUUUUAUAGUUGUACUGCUGGCACUGACUUGUUUUAUCUUUGCUGUUCGGCUGGCGUUAGUCAUAAGGAAACACAGUAAUGAACUGCUGGAACCACCACCACCACAGCCAUCAAGUACAGUGGCCUGAGACCUGUGGCACGGUGAUGUUAUGACAAAUGCUUUAGAGGGAGGAGUAAGAGCUGAGCGUCCUGCAACCACUGGUCCUUCCCUCCAGUAACAAUUGCCUUUUUUUGCCUUUUUCUCUUUUUUAAUAUAUUCUGGAUUAGCACAGCUUGUGCCUGCAAACUUGUCCUCCUCCCCUAUUCUCUGAGCUCAGCUGUUUGCAGCUCCACCUCAAACAUGCACCCUCCUCUGCUCAUUUUGCUGUGGAUCAGUGGAGGAAGAGGCCCUGUAGAUGAGUAGCUCUGUAUACCUUUGUGAUGACAGAGCUGCUCCUCCCAGUGUGAGGAGGGCUGUCAGCAGAUGUUUGGCACAGAGAGUUGCCCUCACCCUUUCCUGGGAGCUAUGGUGGGCAGGGGAGGAGGGAUGGCCGAAUACUUCUGACACAGCUGCAAGUCUCCAGCCUAUUUCAGGUUGCUCUAACUCUAGAAACUGACAAUGUGCUCACAUCUCAGCACACGCUAUUAUCUCUGUCCCUCUGCCUUGUUUUUCCUUCUGACUUUCUUACUAGAGUUUGUCACUAUGUCGAUGCCUCCAUCAGUGGCCCCACAGUGACAGCAGAUCUGUGCCCCUGCCACCCACUCUUUUCAGACAGGGGAGAUCCAGGUGCUGUGGGACCAGUGGAUUGCUUUUCCUGAGCUGUGCCCGUUUGGUGGCUGCCUCCUGCAGGAAUGUGCUUUGCAACCCUUCUGCUGGGAUAUCAGCCAUCCAGAUGCCACAAAACCUGACGGAGAGUGAAGCCUGCUUCACAGACCACUUCUUGUUUUCUGAACUGGAUAGAGUGAGAUAGAGUGUAAUGUGGCUUCAACACCGUGGGCUUGCUUUGGGAAGCCUGAAUGAGAACUGACUGGAUUGCAAGACCUCUGCCUCUAUUUGCUGUGCCUGCUAGAUUUGAUGAUGCCUCCCUGGUGUCUGGAAAAUCUUCCUGGAUGCCUGAUGCUUGGAAACGCUGAAUAUCUGGCAGUAGUCUCACAAAGGUGAAUUCUACUACAAUACAAUGCUAUUGUUUACAUUUAAUGAAGAACUAAGUCUGUACUAUGUGGUUCUUGUCAUUCUAUCAUAUCUUAUUUUUAAAUAAAGCAGCUACUGCCACCGCUU
Messenger RNA from Lagopus leucura (white-tailed ptarmigan), 2427 nucleotides. RefSeq lists its product as uncharacterized. Bases 380 to 1297 code for a protein of 305 amino acids. The transcript is spliced from 8 exons. The record is from RefSeq and is a predicted model, not a curated record. Lineage: Eukaryota; Metazoa; Chordata; Aves; Galliformes; Phasianidae.